ACACCUCGAAUACGAGACAGGUCAAUGACAUAGUCCGACCUGUUAACCAAUAUAAAAAACAACAACUUAAAAAAUCAACCAAAAAUGGACUUUAACGAUAAUAUAAUCAAGGAAGAAGUCAGCAGCUUCGUCUCGAGCCUCCAGAGGCUGUUGCCGCGGAAGAAGGAAAUCAUCGUCAUCGAACCACUGAAACCGAAACUGAUCCGACUCACUGACGUCCAUAUUGAAGCCAAAAGUGUCUUCCCGAAAUGCUUCAUCGGAGCCAAACUCAUCAUCCUAAGGGAAGUCAUGAACAGGGUUAAACUAGUCCAACAGUACAACUACGGCAAGUCGAAAGAUUCUCACAGAUGUUACUCGCAGCUGAUCAACAAGGAAAUGGAACCGAAACGAAGUGAGGACGGGCUGCUGAUCGACUCGACGGGCUCAGCAACCGCUACCUACACCGAGUCUCUGGAUAACAAUUACGAGAUGCGGCUUACAUCCAAAAUCAGGGAUUUGGUUUCAUCAGAAACAGAGUUGGUGCUGGAGAAAGAAACUGAGAAGGCUAUAGGUUCGAUGACGUUGUCGAUGAACGACGUGGACCCGAGUACGUUUAAGAUAGUGGGUCAGUGGAUGCAGCAAGUGCUACCGGAGCUGGGGGUGGGCGCGGAGGUGGCGUUCAAGCCACUGUCGUACCCUCCGAAGCCAGACGUGUCGAUCAGCACGCGGUACGAGCGGGAGUCUUUCGCGUUGUCCUCCACGAUCAGCAAAGCUGGCUUCCAGAUCUGCCUAUACAAGCAGUUCGCGCCAGAUUUGCGAAUAUCGACCAUCGUGCACGAAAACAACCGGGGGUCGCCUCCGACUAUUGGCAUCGCACUCCACAAGGAUUACGAAAACGGUUCCGAGAUGAAGAUUUUCGUGGAUUCUGAAAAAUGUGGAGGUUUCACGUUCCAGAAGGAUGUGUUGUUCAAGGAGCACAGUGAGAUGCGUGUCGUCCGCUUAGUGUGGAGUACCCUCAUAGAUCGACAGAAGCGAGUGCGGUUUGGUUUCGGUUUCAAUCUAGAUUUUUGACAACCCGUAAGUUUCAUGCUCCCCUAAUCCCCACUAGUAAAUUGCCGGUAAAAGAAGUGUGUGUAUCGCCCACUUUUGUAGAAUUAUUUGUUUGUAUAUAAGUAUACAUAGG
This is a messenger RNA of Pectinophora gossypiella (pink bollworm), 1162 nucleotides long. RefSeq names its product mitochondrial import receptor subunit TOM40 homolog. Gene Ontology annotation, cellular component: mitochondrial outer membrane translocase complex; mitochondrial outer membrane. The coding region runs from base 85 to 1050 and encodes 321 amino acids. The record is from RefSeq and is a predicted model, not a curated record. Gene Ontology annotation, biological process: protein import into mitochondrial matrix. The transcript has a single exon. Gene Ontology annotation, molecular function: transmembrane protein transporter activity. Lineage: Eukaryota; Metazoa; Arthropoda; Insecta; Lepidoptera; Gelechiidae.